Molecule: messenger RNA, 381 nt
Organism: Fusarium fujikuroi IMI 58289
Lineage: Eukaryota; Fungi; Ascomycota; Sordariomycetes; Hypocreales; Nectriaceae
Exons: 1
Coding region: 1-381 (126 amino acids)
Source: RefSeq, a predicted model, not a curated record
AUGAAGUUCACCCUUCCAACCGCGGCCUUCGCCCUCACCUUGAUCGGUGCUGCUGAUGCCGCUCGCAUCGAGACCUAUGUCACCACGGGACCACAGAUUAUCCCUUAUUAUACCUCUGCUUACAAAGGUGAUGACGGAAAGAGCUACUCGCUUGGUGGCUUCAGAGACGGAUGCCGAAAGACCAACUACGAUUGGAUCAAGGAGAUCUGUAUUGACGAUGCCAGGCUGAGGGCGCACAUUGUGUAUUCAGGUGGCACGAAGAAGUGUUUCAGGCGAACCAGUGACACCUCGAAGGCCUGUGGCGGUACUGAAGGAUGCUGGCAGGGCGUGUGCCAGAGGUGCUGGACGUAUGUCUACACUGAAGCAAAAUGCACCUGGUGA